GACGGCGCGAGCGGGCGCUCAGCAGUCGAGAGAACGCGCCUCCGCGGGCGAACGUGCUGGCUGCUGUCGUUUGCGCGACCACCGCCCGCAGAACGUGCGGGAAUACAACCUUAAUAGUGAAAUAAGUGCGACAUCAAAACAGUGACAUUAACAAUUUAUUUGCAAAAAGUGAAGUGAAAGACUGACUUCAAAUUAUAAAACCAUUAUCACACAAUCGAAAACAAGGAAUAUUUAUUGGUCAAGUACUGGAAAAUAUCACCGAUAAGAUAAGCAACAAUAAUAAUUUUAUCGCAAUUGUUAUAAAGUACAAUGCAGGUUGUAUCGCGGACGAGAAUCACGUCCUUCCUUUCUAUUGAAGCUCUGACGAUGCAACAAUCAAGAACCGCAAUACGCCGGGAACACAGUGCAUAGACGGACGCGACGCGACAUAUGUGGUACGCAAAAACAAAUAAGCAAUCAAAUAGCCUGAAUUCCUCGAAUGUGCACAAAAGCCGGUGCAAUAUAUGAUGGGCAAAGUAUCCAAAUUAGAAACACCAGGUAAUAGUGACGAAGAAAGCGGAGACGCAUUUACCGAUGGCGAUUUUGAAGAUUCCGAUGAUGAGACGGUAGUUGAGAGAAAUGGUAACGUCGAGCCGGCUCAUAUGCCAGUCAAUGAAGCUAUAAACGGCGAAGCGAAAAAGGCAAACGGUUUUGAGACAAUUUUGCAAGAAAACCAACCCAAGAUGAACGGAGUGAAAAAUUAUGAAAAUGGCCACAGUAGUGAAGAAAAUCCUACAUUUGAAAAUGGAUUUGAUGCGCGACGGGAUUCUCAUGUGGAACAAAAUCCAUCUAUCGUGGGAAUACUUGGCGGUCAACAAAAUCAUGCCGAACAGCGACUGGCGGCGCGUCGAGCGGCGCGGGCCGAGGCGCGAGAGAUACGCAUGCGCGAGCUAGAGCGGCAACAACGCGAGCAGGAGGACCAUGCGGACAAGGCGUACGACAUGUAUGCAGAGACGGUGGGCCGCCGCGGGGGCUCCCGGCUGGCGGCGCUGUCCCCGGGCGUGCACUCGCCGCGACGCAGCUCCGAGGACUCCGUCGACGACACGUUUAGCAUCAAAGACCUUAGGCACGAACUCAAAGAGGUGGAAGAGAAGUUCCGCAAGGCGAUGAUCCUGAACGCUCAGCUGGACAACGACAAGGCUGCGCUGGGGUACCAGCUGGAACUGCUCAAAGACAGGAUAGAGGAGCUGCACGAGGAGUAUGCUCAGUUACAGCGCGAGCACAAAGAGAAAUGCUCAGCACACGAGCGUUUAAAACGCGAGCACGCGUCUCUCGAGCGCGAACUGCACAGCGCUCGGGACGCCGUGCGCGCGCGCGAGCUCGCCGCGCAGCACGCGGGCUUCGCGUUCGUGGACGCGGAGGGCGGCGGGGGAGCGGGGGGCGGUGCGGGGGGAGCGGGGGACGGGGGGCCCGCGCUCGCGCUCGUCUCGCACCAAUCCGAGCAGCUGCUCAAUGACGCGGGGGAGGGGACGCUUGACGUGCGGUUGCAAAAGUUACUAAGUUCGAAGCAAUCCCUGGAGUCUGAAGUGCGCAAACUGAAACUGCAACUCAACGAGGAGCGCGCGGCGAGACAAAAUGGCGUCGCCAAUCACCACGACGCGGAAUAUGAAAACGAAAUGGAGACGCUCCGUAAAUGCGUGUCGGAGGCGAAGGCGCGGGCGGCGCGCGCGGAGGCCGAGGCGGCGCUGCAGGCCGCCGGCGCCGCGCGGCUCGAGGCGCAGCUGGCGCGGCUGCGGGCCCGGCAGGACCACCAGGACGAGCACGAGGAGCAGCUCAAGCAGGAGCGCCGCAAGCUGCAGAGAGAGGCGAGGGAGGCUCUGAAUCGUGUCGAAGAGUUGGAGACGGAGAACAGCCACUUGACCAAGAGGCUGGACAAGUUGAAGAACGCCAAAUCCGCGCUGCUGAAGGACCUGUGACAUAAUUGAGCGGAUUACACAACCCUAAAGGCGGUCACCGCUUUCCUUGAACAGCUAAGGGCCCCGGUUGCCAUGGUAACCAUGUAUAUAGCCGAAGAUCCCAGCAGCUAUUUAGUGGUUUUUGACUAUAUCAUCUUUCGAAAUGUUAAUCCCGAUCGCUACAUGGAAUUCGACAAAAACAGAUACAUGUGCACCAGUAUCUAUAAAGAUCAUGCUUCUUUGUGGGCUUUUCUAUAUGUAUUUGAAUUAGGAUCUCUUGCGGGAAUUGAAAGUGAUAUUUGUGAUCAAGGACGCUGGUCGUCACGGAGAUAUAACAUUCGUUGGUUUGUUGCGGACGGAACAUGGUAAAUGCUUAGUUAGCUGUUCACAUUAUUUUAAGUAAAAAAAAAUGCAAAACUUGAAACGUUAACAAAAAUGACUUCUCCUGUCUUGGAUCUUUUUAUGUUUAUGUACACGUAAAUUUUGUUUAUUUAUAUCGAUAAUUAACCAAUAGUUCACAAAGUUUUCCUUUUGAAUUUUAUUUGCAUUUUAUGGUCAAUGACAUUUUAAUAACAGCCAGAGAAGUUGUAAUUUUUCUGUAAUGAACUUUUAAAUAACAAUUUUAACCACCUAGAGCAUUUUUCUAACGGCUUUUAUGUGGCAUUACUUUAUAUUUAUUCUAAUGAUCGAAUUAUGAUUUUAAAUGUAUAACAAAUUUGAUAAUGCGUUCUUAAAAUGGGACAGUAUUUUUUUUUUAUAAUAGACGUGUUGUGAGUCGAUGUAUAUCGCGGUGAUUAAUGAUUGUGACGUGAGAUUGUAUGGUUAGAGUUUGUAUGUAUAGUCUAAGAGCUAGUGCACAUAAAAAUUAGCUUAUCGCUUUAAGUUAUUUUUUGUAGCGAUUGAAUAGCGAAACAUCUUUUGCGCGUAAUCUUAUUCUUACGUGCGCCAGCUCUGUUUGUAAAUCGAGAUGAAAUAAUCUUGUAAAAUAUCUAAUGAUAAUGUGUAUAAUUUAAAAUAAUAAUAAUAAAAUAAUUUAUUUGUUAUAUAAUAAAUAGAUUCAUGUUCUUAUUUUUCUAUAAAGAAUUUAUUUAGCUUGCCGAUUACGUAUUUUAUUCUUUCAUGUAAUAUUGUUUUAAAAUAAUGUCGAAUAUAAUUUGAUAAUGAUUUUCGGACUUGCCAAUGGUAUCACAAAUUUUUAUUUAUACUAUGUUAACGUACGCUGCACCAUAUUCACAUGAAACUUAACUUUGUAGUGGUAACAGUGCUAGCAUGUAUUUAAAAAAAUAAGGGGCACUAAAUUAAGUACCCCGCUUUUAUAAUUACAUAUUAUGAUCAUUCUAAACUUAAUAAGUAUUGUAGAUGCUUGUAACAGCUAAUUGCUCAAAAUUUUAACCAGUUGUGAUAUAUAUUGGGAAUUUAAACGUCCAUCAUGUUUGUCAACUUAUAGCAGGUGGUAAUGCAACUAUUAUAUGUUGGAUCGUGUCGCCUAAACGAUGAUAUUCUUAUAUUGCAGCUGCUUGUGUAAUGCGGAAGGGUUAGGUACAUACGUACUUAUCAUCGCGUUACGAAUUUUAUUAUUAUAGAGAUAAAUUCAUUAAAUACUUUAAUUUUAAUAAAAAAUAAAUUUAGUAAAGAAAGCAUGAAACCAUAUGUGGUAUAUUUUGAAGUAACUGCCUAAAUAACUUAAUUUUUGCAAUUAACCCCCGCAUUUUAUUUUAUUUUUUUUGUAUUUUGUAACAUAUGAGAUUAUUUGUCGUUCUGUAAAGUUACCACAUUAUUCUCUCCUUAUUGUAUAAUACAGUUAUUGUCACAGACACCACUUCCAUAUAAAUAGUUAAUAUAAUUUGUGCAUUAUUAUAAUAAAAAUAUAAAGUGGAUUUGAACCCUGUAAGUAUUACAUAUCAAACUUAUCUAAGAUAGGAUAAAACACUUACUUGUCAUCAAAUCCAUAAAAUAGUGUUUGAUUUUCUUUUUAGAUACCGAAUGUUCCAGCCACUGACUUAAUAUAUGAAGAGAUAUACCUUUUUACGUUCAGCUGUUAUCUCCGAAGUAUGAAAUGUAAUACUUAGAGCCUCCUUGUUUAAUGGUCGAAGUGAGACAUCGUGUAAUAUAGUCGUUGUAAGUCAGGCUCACGUAACAGUGCCAUCGCGCACCAAAUGAUAGUAUACAGUAGCGAGUAGUGAACAAGUAGAAAAGUGUGUUAUAUACGGGAGUUUACACACGUCAAUAUCCAAAUUAUCCACCUUAGGGUUGCCAUUUAAUUGGGAGGAAUCUAUAAAAUUACGAGCACUAAUUAAUUCUAACAAACUUGUUAAGUCCCAUUUAAAAUGAACUUAGGCAAUCCUUUGCGUUUUAUAUGAUUAACUCAUUGUAAUGAUCGUCUAUAUAUGCUGUAGAUAGUGUUAGUCAAUUCUGUCUAUUGGCUGUGUUUGAAGGCUCUUAUUCUCAAGCAUUCUCAUUUCGGAUGUCAAGCUGAAUAUGGCACUUAGUAAGUGAAAUAGUGUUUGAUUUAGCUUGAACCUUUGCGAAUGGGAGCCUUGUGGCCAAACGCCACCGUCUUGAUACGUGGUAAGUCAAGAGUAAGGGUAGUUAGAAAUAUCAUUUUGUAAGUAUGAUGUAUGUAUUUGGUGCUGCAUUACUAAUUUAUUGUUUUUUUUUUAACUAGAACGACCACUUUUAUAAAGCGAAACAGACUUAAUGUAUACAUUUGGAUAUUUUGAAUAA
This is a messenger RNA of Amyelois transitella, 4658 nucleotides long. RefSeq names its product leucine-rich repeat flightless-interacting protein 2. Lineage: Eukaryota; Metazoa; Arthropoda; Insecta; Lepidoptera; Pyralidae. Bases 504 to 1955 code for a protein of 483 amino acids. The record is from RefSeq and is a predicted model, not a curated record. Gene Ontology annotation, biological process: regulation of DNA-templated transcription. The transcript has 8 exons.